Molecule: messenger RNA, 336 nt
Organism: Emiliania huxleyi CCMP1516
Lineage: Eukaryota; Haptophyta; Isochrysidales; Noelaerhabdaceae
Exons: 1
Source: RefSeq, a predicted model, not a curated record
AUGCUCGAUGACGAGACGGCGUUGUCCUCCUUCGUCGAUGAAUUCCUCGCCCCCGAGCCUGGACCAGCGGCGUUGGUGGCUCAGCGCGAGCGUCUCCCUCACUUGGUCCACCCGACUCUGAUGCUGCCAUGGAAACCGUCUGCCACGGCGCAGCCAUCGCUCGAGCUGUCGCAGGACUGCCGCGCCGCUGCAGCCGUGCAGGCUCUCACACGCAGCGCUUGCGCCAUGUCGCACCCGAGCGUACUCGGCCUCUUCCGCGUGGAGCAGAACGACGAGACGGUGCAAGUGGUCGAGGCGGCCCUGCUCCAGCCUCGCUGGGUGCCGCGGCAAAAAUCA